GAAAAAGAAAAAGGUAAACGCGACGACCUAUUUGCGUUCACGAAUGCCACGAAAUGAGAGAUUUCCGAAAUAAUGAGCCUGAUAACGGUGUUCAUUCGUAACUGGCUAAUCUAGGGCAUAAAAAGCGUAAACAAAGAGCGAUAAAAAGUGCUCCUUAUCAAUUUCGAGUGCUAUUAUGAUUCAUAAUUGUCCCGAAACAUUUCAGUUUUCAUGAACAUUUCGGCGACAAAAACUUGCGGUAGUUUUCGUGUAAAUAACACCUGCAGUUUGGUGCCGAUGGUGUUUUUUUGAGAAGCAUUUACUCUGCCAGUGUAUACCCCAAUUUAUUGCCAUGAAUGCCAUGAACUUGAGCACCCUGGACAGAAUCCAGCUGGAAAUCAAGGAAUCAAUUCAAAGAGAGAAAGAGCUGAAGAAUGGUCUGACCCAAUCAAACCCCCCUAGUCUCAAUAUCAACGAGUUUCCAAUGGAAAAAAUCAUAUCAACAGCCGACACCAAAUCAGGCAGCAACGGCUUCCGAAAGUUCACUCAGAAUCACUCCAGCAAUAAGGGGCUGAUGCACAAGUUCCUAAAGUCGCGUGGAAAGGUCGGCAUGACAUCGCUCAAUAACAGCAAUAAUCAGAGCAACUGGUCGUCGGACGCGGCAUUUAAACCGGCCAAAAUACAAGUGGCAAAAGGCGGAAAAUCAUUGAGAAACGGCUUUGUAUCGGCUGAGGAAAAAAUGAAGAAGGAGUUACAGGAGUUUCAGCAGCGGGAGUCACAGCUGAGGGAAGAGCGCAAAAAGAGCCAGCCCAAUCUGAUGGCCGCCCUCCAGUUGGAGCAGGAGAAUGAGUUUGAAUCGUUUGGGUAUGGUAUGGGUGGUGGAUUGAAAGCCACCAAGUCGAUGGCCAAUCUUUACAACAACAGCGAUGAUGGUUUUGAGGACAACAGCAGUUCGGCCGGAGGCAGUUUGAAGCCGGCGAGGUCGUUAGCGGAAUUAUGCGACGUUUCUGAUGACGAAAGUGGACUACCUGGUACGCAUUCGUUAAUAUUGCAGUUCGAAAACAUGCAGUUUAAAAACAGGCCAUCUUCACAGUCCUCAAGGGGCUCUUCCAGGGAUUAUUAAUAAUGAAAGGUGAUAAUAAUUCGCUGUUAAUAACCAUAUAUUUUUUGCUUAAAGCUGAAUGGUUCUCCGGCACAAUGAAGUACUUUUAGUACAGUUUUUAUUGGCACAAUUAAGUACUUUUAGUCUAGCACAUCGCUUUACGCGUUUUUUUUAUGCGAAUUAUUUUUUUUACUAUUGGGUCUACUUAGUAAAAUAUUCCGUCUCAUUAGAAACGCCUAAGCUUCAUUUUGAAAUUAUUUCAGUUCGUUGCCAACUGAUUUGCAUUUAAAUAAUUUUGUUACUGGAAAGUAUGUAUUCGUAAUUGCCAAAAAACACUUGUUUGGUGUGUUUCUGGGAGUAUUAAAAAAACUACCUUGCUGGGCUGCUUCAUGUCCUAAAAAGCCAGAAACCUUCAAAUUUUCACUGUUACGUUGGUUGAAAGUCUAAUAUGUUGCAAAGAAUGCUUUCAAACUAGCAUUCAUUGUUGAAGUUUUAGUCGUCAUAAACAUAUUUUAGCUAUUUAUACACAUGUUAAAUUUAAGAAAAUUCCUGGGGAUUUUAGGGAAAAUUAAAUCAUCCCUAGAGUCUGGUAGGUUUUAAGAAAUCCAUGCAGUAUAUGAAAAAAUUGCGUGCCUUAUUGACAGCCACUGGUGAUAACGUACUUAAAAAAUUUACAAAUUAUUAUUGAUGUUACUGUUCCUAUAUUUAUACACACAUAGAAGUAUUUUUGAACCUGCCAAGAAAAGUAUGUACCUACUUAGUAAAAGUCUUCCUAUGCGUCCUAGAUGUGUAAACUAUCUGUUAGUCUAGCAAAUGUUAGUAAUUGUAGGAAAAAAGCAAUUUUCAAUUAUGUCCGUCCCUAUACAGGGGUUUGCAUCUUGCAAUUUCCAUGAUUAUGUACCCCGUAUGUUUCAUCAAUUGUUAUUUUUCCUACAAUUUGCGUGAAAAAUAUUUAUUUAAAUCAUUAAUGAUGAUGUGCAUUAAAAUCAUACCGUCCAUUGUUUGGAAGCUUUCCAAAAGCCAAAUAGUAUUUAUUUUAUUUAUUUCUUCUGUAGCCAAUAAAUUAAAUAUGCGAAAACUAA
Dendroctonus ponderosae (mountain pine beetle) is the source of this 2163-nucleotide messenger RNA. RefSeq lists its product as uncharacterized. The transcript is spliced from 3 exons. The record is from RefSeq and is a predicted model, not a curated record. NCBI's taxonomy places the organism in Eukaryota, Metazoa, Arthropoda, Insecta, Coleoptera, Curculionidae. Bases 332 to 1102 code for a protein of 256 amino acids.